Molecule: messenger RNA, 2598 nt
Organism: Hippoglossus stenolepis (Pacific halibut)
Lineage: Eukaryota; Metazoa; Chordata; Actinopteri; Pleuronectiformes; Pleuronectidae
Gene: parp12a
Product: poly (ADP-ribose) polymerase family, member 12a
Exons: 11
Coding region: 81-2177 (698 amino acids)
Molecular function (GO): NAD+ poly-ADP-ribosyltransferase activity; metal ion binding
Source: RefSeq, a predicted model, not a curated record
UUCGUUUCUCUGUAACUAAAGCGCCACAUCACCGCCUCCCUGCAGCUCGACAAGUCGCUUUGCUGAACGAAUCCGUGUCAAUGAUGACUUCGCCCAUUACUACAUUUGUCAUCAAGACCCUGUGCGACCACCAGGGAAGUUUGGACUCGAAGCAGCUGAACGAGCAGAUCGCGAGGAGUUUCCCUGACGUGUCCCAGCCGGUCCUGCGGAGCGUCCUGUUCGACGACGGGAAAAUAUGCAUCAGAUCAGGCAGAGGGAAGGCGGCCGGCGGCCAGAUGAUCAGUCCGGACAGUCUGCUGGUGGCUAAGACCAGUCUGCGCCUCUGUCAGAAGAAACCCGGAGAGUGUCCGCAGUGCGAAUGCCUCCACCUGUGCAGGUAUUAUGUCUGCGGAGACUGCACGUUUGGAUCCAAGUGUAUAAAAAACCACAGUCUGGCUACUCCUUACAAUGCAGACAUUUUAAAGAGAUUCGGUCUUCAAGACUUUACGGAAAAACAGCUGUUCCAGCUGUUGCUGCAGAAUGAUCCCUUUCUGCUUCCUGAGAUAUGCCCACAUUACAACAAAGGCAACGGUGAGCAUGGCACCUGCAAGUUCAGCACCUCCUGCACCAAGCUUCACGUCUGCCAGCACUUCAUCCAGGGGGACUGUAAGUUCAGCUCCUCGUGUAAGAGAAUCCAUAACAUUGAUGCAAAAGGAAUGAAGAUUUUGAGCCGCUUGAGUCAGGAGACUAUUAACAACCUACAUGAGAUCUACAGAAAUAAAUGCAUCAUCAUGGGUCAGUCUGCUGCUCCUGUCCCAGCGCCGCCAGGGGUGAGUACGCCCCCUCAGUUGCCUUCCGACAGCGUCUCUGGAUCCCCCGCAGGUUCUGCUUGUCAAUCUAAACCCACGACUGAUACUGACAGGAAUGAAAUCUGCCUCUUCUUCAUUCGCAGACACUGCAGCUUUAAAGAGAAGUGUGUUCGUGUCCAUUGGCACUUGCCUUACAAAUGGCAGGUUUUAGACAGCGAUGGCGUGACCUGGAAGGAUUUGCCUGAUAUGGAGGACAUCGAGAAAGCGUACUGUGACCCUGGAAAUGAUGCAAGCUGCACGUCUCCAGAAGUGCCCAGCUCAGGGAUUUUCAAUUUCUAUGUAUUGCGAAGCUCUCUGCCAGCCGUUGUGAAGGGAGUUGACUUUGUGGGGAUGAAAUAUGGAGGGUCUCCAGUUCGUCGACUGUCCACUGCCUCCUCUGUGUCAAAGCCCCCUCACUUCAUUCUCACGACACAGUGGCUUUGGUCCUGGAAGGAUGAACAGGGGAUAUGGCUGGAGUACGGACAGGGUGACCAACAAGCUUCCGUCACUUCGGAAACUCUGGAGAACUUGUACCUGGCAGAGGGAGACACAGAGAUCCCUUUUGGUGCUGGCAAACAGAAGUAUGUUCUCCACUUCAAAGCUGAGCCGGGGAAGCCGCCGAUGUAUCAAGAGAACUUAAAAUACAAAACUAAGAGAGAGGUCAGACGGAGGCCUGGCUUCGUGUCUGCCCAAGACGUGAAGGUGAAGCUGGAGAGAGCUUCAUCACACAGCUCCAGCUCCAGCUCCUCCAUGGCUGAAAGUGUCCCAUCCUACUGGGACAUCAAAGCCCUGCCCGAUUUUGGAUUCAAGCACAUACUUCUCACCAACUCUGCAAAGGACUAUACUAUGAUUGAGAAGUUAUUUAGGGUCACUAUGCCUCUGAGUAAAAUUAACAGCAUCAACAGGAUCCAGAACCCUUCACUGUGGAAAGUCUUUCAAUGGCAGAAAGAGCAGAUGACAGCGAGAAAUGGAGGGAAAGCUGUGAAUCAGCAGUAUUUGUUCCAUGGCACUGAUGCUUCCCUGAUUCAGGCCAUCUCUGAGCAAAACUUUGACUGGAGGAUGUGUGGUGUCCAUGGUGUGGCCUACGGCAAAGGGAGCUACUUUGCCAGAGAUGCAUCCUACUCAGACAAGUAUGCCCGCGCCAAAAGCAGCCAGAACAAGAUCAUGUUUGUGGCUCUGGUCCUGGUGGGGGAGUACAGCCAGGGAUCGAGCAGCUUCGUCCGGCCACCACCAAAAGGAAACGUCAAAACCUUCUAUGACAGCUGUGUUGACAACGUGAGCAAACCCAGCAUCUACGUUGUCUUUGAAAAACAGCAGAUUUAUCCGGAGUAUGUUAUUGACUACUCAUAAACCUUAAUGCUGUUGUUUCCCACACUGGAAAAUAGUGAGCAAUAGCAAUAGCAGCUAGUGGCUUUGUUGGUGGUGGAAGUAGUUAAGGUUAGCCCUGACUCCUGAAUUCAGAAAUUCCCUUAAGUAAAGGUAUGUUUGGUUUGAUAUAUAAACCUAUACACUCAUAUUUUUUAUAUUUACCUCUGAAAUGAAGAAGAGCAGAAGUGAUGAAGAACUGAUGAUAUACAUGUAUUCAUAGUUAGACAGAAUGUAUACAAACAUAUGGCUUUAGUUGCUACAGUUAACAUUUAUGGUUGGGGGUGUCUAUUAUUUUGUGGUUAGUUUGGUUAGUACAUCUUCCAGAGGUUAGAGUUCAAGUCAAGAUAUGGAAUGAAAUUCACUGAUGGUUAUAGUUAUGCAAUAAACACAUUGUAAAAAGGCA